Fusarium redolens is the source of this 1542-nucleotide messenger RNA. RefSeq lists its product as uncharacterized. Bases 278 to 1135 code for a protein of 285 amino acids. The record is from RefSeq and is a predicted model, not a curated record. The transcript is spliced from 3 exons. NCBI's taxonomy places the organism in Eukaryota, Fungi, Ascomycota, Sordariomycetes, Hypocreales, Nectriaceae.
UAACUAUAUCUACAGCUUUCAAAGUAAGUCAAGGAUUUAAUAAUUUCUUUUGGCCCCCUUGAUGUACUGCUCUCUCCGCUGCUCUCAGGCCUGACGAGAAGCUCUAUCCCUUAAAACAGUUCUAUUCUUUCUAUUAUCCACUGAAUUACUCUUAUUGAACUGUGUUCUCUGCCUUGCUUAAUACUAAUUCUCACCUGCUAGCAGCAACUACUAUCUUCUUACUCUCUCAACGACUCAGUUUAGAUCACUAUUUCUGCCGGUCAUCUGAUAAGGCAAGAUGGGAGAUCGCAGCCUGGCCAAUGGUCAUGAGGCGGCUGUGUCAUCCGAAGCCGUAACCGAGAUGCUCAGUAAACCCUGGGGUGAUGUCUACCACAUCAGUCCAGAUGGCGAGAAGUACAUUUCACCACGAUGCCUGAUCGGCACCCCAGUGCAAAAGAUCACCGAGACCGACGACUACUGGAUGCCAGGGUGGUCCUCCCUUGAGGCUUACCUGGCAAAAGAGAGCUCGGAAGAAGAGAAGAAGAGAGAAUCAAAGGAACGAUGUCGACUCGACCCCCACAACAAGGAUCUUGCUAAGCAACACAAGCUCCAUAUGGAUAAUGUGUCUAAGCAUCGCAAGAUCCGUGAAAUUUUCGGCCAUGAUUCAUUGUACCAUCCGAACCAGCUUGUCUCCAAGCAUCACCUACCAACAGAGGGAUUGUGUGAGCAGGAAUUGAUGUACAAGCUUGCAUGCAAGGUCUCAGAUCUGCGAGUUUUACAACACAAAGGGGAACUUGCCAUGGACCCCUGGGACUUCCUCCGAUGGCGUAUUGCAAAGAAGAUGCAAUCGAUGUUCACAAUGUCUGCUCAGAGCGGCAGAGACGUGAUCAAAAGAAUUGUAUUCAGCAUCUGUGAGGAUUCUGGGUCAAAGAGCUCCUCUAAAAUCUACGAGGACCCUACACUGCGCGCCGCUAUCAUCCGCUCAGCUGGCUAUCAAGGCCGACUGGCCAGCUUCCGGAAGCCUGGGGACAAAUACAGGAUUACCAAGACCAGCACAUCUGGUAAGGGACGCAUCAGCCAACUACGCUCGAAACCCGACCCGAUUCCGUCGACACGGGCACAACAACAACAACAGAAAGAGAAUCCAAAGCUCUAAACACACUUUGGGUUUCAUCGUCGAGCGUCCCGAGAUAUCGGUGUAAUCUUUUAAUAGCUGGUUCUUAUCCAGGGACCCAUCCAGCCUUCUUUCCCAUUUUCGAGAACUUCAAGCCUCAGCCGUUUGGUCACUUUCCGAAGAUGAAGGAUGUGCGAGAUUCGGAGGAUGGAAGAUGGGGUUAAUAGGGGUGGCUCGCAUUAUGCCAGUGGUCUAUUCGUUUGUGCGUUGCACUUUUUUUUUUGGUUCGGAGUUUGGGGAGGGUUUGUACGACAAUUUGCUAAGGUAUACGUUUUGGAAGAUGUUGAGCUGCUGCACGCAUGUUUACAUUAAUACUAUAUGUGCUUACCUGCUUCGAUGCGUACAUAACUUUGAUCUUAUCUUCCAUGCAAAUUGGAAUGUCUUCUAGA